Molecule: messenger RNA, 630 nt
Organism: Miscanthus lutarioriparius
Lineage: Eukaryota; Viridiplantae; Streptophyta; Magnoliopsida; Poales; Poaceae
Source: the annotation of a GenBank genome assembly
AUGCCGCCGCCGCCGCUGCACCCUCCACUAUCGCUGCGCCUUCACCUUCUCCUCCGCUCCCAAACCCUAACCCCUCUCCUCCGGCGAGGAUCCAGCUGCGAUGCGCCCCUUUGCAGGACCAGGAGGCACUUCUCCGUUCGCGCCUCCGCUGCACAGCUCGCCGCCGCGGGCGUCGCGACGGCGCAGCAACCUGAACUUGGUUGGGUGUGGAGAAAUAUUGUUCAAAAAGGGGAUACUGUGGUUGAUGCCACAUGCGGGAAUGGCAAUGACACACUCGCUCUGCUUAAGAUGGUGGCCGAUGAAACAGGCCGUGGGCGUGUUUAUGGGAUGGACAUUCAAGAUUCCGCGAUUGAGAGUACUUCCUCGUUUCUGAAAAUGGCCGUGGGUGAUGAACAUCAGGGACUAGUAAAACUAUUUCCUAUAUGUCAUAGUAGAAUGGAAGAAAUUGUUCCCAAAGAUGCUCCUGUCAGGCUUGUUGGUUUCAACCUCAGCUACCUUCCAGGAGGAGAUAAAACUGUAAUUACAGUGCCUAGAACAACUGAUCUAGCAUUCCAAGCUGCCAGCAGAAUUCUCAGUUCUGGGGGAAUCGUAAGUGUUCUUGUCUACAUUGGGCAUCCAGGCGGAAGGUAA